CGCAACCCUUUAUUUCCAUUUCCAGCCCCUCUGUUCUAAAUCUCAGUUUGAUCAGUAUUGAUAAAUGAGUUGGGCCAGAGGGGGAGGAAAGAAUGAGUGGUCCAGGAAGUGUGUGGUCUGUCAAUGAUUGGAGAAUGUCGGUGGGUGUUGCAAUGUUUUCCUUAUCGCCAUUGGACUUCCUCUCCGCCGCUCAGAGCUGCUGCUGCUGCGUCUCCAGACACUUCCUGCUGCUGCACCGAGCUACACUUCACACAGCCAGCGGCUCUCUGUCGUCGUCAGGAGGGAGACAAGAUGAGGAACAAAGAUCUUUGGGAGGGAACGUGAGGCUUGAUUCAAGGACAUAACAAUGACAUAAACUAAGGACUGACCUGGAACUGUGUCCUUGUUUGUCUUUUGUUUUGUUCCUUUUUUUUUAUUUUUUCAUUGUCUAGUCUCCACCUGUCUUACCUAGUGUUCACCCUCUUCUUGUGGAGAACAGAUAAUGAAGUAUGCAGGAGUAUUUGUUUGGAUGAAACUUUAAUGUGUCACACUACUGUCGAGAGGACUGGCCCAGUCACUCCUCUUGUCUGCCUCCUAUAUCACUGAGAUCAAAGAUAGCAAUAGAGGUAUCAAAGGUCUUGGAAAAAAACUGCACUUAUCAUAUCUUUGUGGCAUUAUUUACAUUUCAGCCAGCACUUACCAUGCAACAUACUCUACAGAACUCAUUACUUGUGCAUUAAUUUAAUUUAAUUCUUGUAGCCUCCUUGUUUAAACAAGGUGUGUCUUUUUGUCUUAUUUCAUACUUAAUGGAUCAGUUUUUCAAUGCAACCAAGAAGUUUAGUUUUAUCCAUUUGUGUAAUUAUUUAAAGAUUUAUUGUUAAUGUCGAGGAGCUGCUCAGCUGCCUUAUAUUAUCGGAAUAGGCGGCUUUAAGUUGUAAACUUUUUUUUUUUUACUUAUGCAAUCUAUGUGAAGAACACUUUUGUUUAAAUGACUGAUCCUGUCGUGGAAAAUCUACAUUUUUAAGUUGUGUUGUCUUUGAAUAUGUUGAAGUUUUGCUCACUCAAUUUUCCACUGGCAGUAAACUGUAGAAGCUGACAACUCCUCAGAUCAAACUGUGAUGGGAGCUUUCCAACUGUGACACAAAGACUAAUCUUUAGCAGUUUCCAUCUUCACUGGAUAAAUACUCUAAACAGAAGAACAUUUUAACUGGAAGAAGUUUUUCUUUUCAAAUGAACACAUACUUCUGAGAUGGACAGACGGAAACUGAAACUCAGAGCUGAUUUUUUUUUGUGACAUUGUCUUUUGAAUCCAAACACUGAAGAGGGAGAAUGAUUUUGAGGAGAUUUCAGGGAUAAAGCUCACAGACUGACAUUCAGAUACAUUUUGAUUUUCCCUGCAAAUCUUGAAGAGCUGCCAGACGCCACUCUUCAAGCCUCUAACUAGAAAAUACCAUCCUGAAGCUUGUCAGACCGACUUUGUCCUGAUAAGCCUUGUCCACUUCUGCAGUGAGGAUGCGAUCUCCAGAACCGACUUCACCUUCCACAGCAGAAGCCCUCCUUCAUGGCCAGUUUGCCAGCUGGGGUUCAGGCAGCAACAGCAACAAUAACAGCUGCCCCAACAGCCCUGGUGGUCCGGGGGGACUCUCCCCCAUUGUCUCCCCUACUCCGGCUCCGGCCUCCAACUAUGCCUUGACCCUCACCCACACCCACAUACAUAUCCAGCGGCUGUCUCCACGGCCGGGAAAGGAAGCCCGUCUCUUGCUGCCUUUAUCUGAGCUAGUGGGGUGCAGCUGCCCUCGUGCCCCGGCGCCCCCUCUCCUGGUGCUGUACUGGUACCCGCCAGGCAAACGACGGAAAGGGGUGUCACGGCGCAGGCAGGUGAGGGCGUACCUGGCAGAAAGCAGGUCUGAAGCUGAGAGGUGGUCGGCUGCCGUGCAGUGUCUACUCAGAGAUGUGACCGUCACUGCUGACACAGAAUUUUCAAGAAGUCUGCUACCUCGUCCCAGACGACUACUGUUAUUGGUCAAUCCCUUCAGUGGGAGAGGCCAGGCGAUGCAGUGGUGUCAGACCCACAUCCUGCCAAUGAUCAGAGAGGCCAACAUCAGCUACAACCUUAUACAGACAGAGCGUCAGAACCACGCCAGAGAGCUUAUCAGAGAGAUAUCGCUCCCAGAGUGGGAUGGCAUCAUCAUUGUCUCUGGAGAUGGCCUGCUGCAUGAGGUAAUUAAUGGGCUGAUGGAGCGUCCUGACUGGGAACAAGCAAUAAAAACACCUGUCGGCAUUCUUCCCUGUGGCUCCGGGAAUGCCCUGGCUGGCUCCAUCAACCACCAUGCAGGGUAUGACAUGUGCCUUCGGGAGCCUCUCCUUUUGAACUGCUGCUUUUUGCUGUGUCGAGGCGGUGUCCGACCCAUGGACGUGAUCUCUGUGACAACAAGCCCUUCUCCGUCCAACAACAGUCGUCCUGCAGCACCCAGGAGACUGUUUUCUUUCCUUUCUGUUGCCUGGGGCUUUGUGUCCGAUGUGGAUAUUGAGAGCGAGAGGUAUCGUGGCCUGGGCUCAGCUCGCUUCACCCUGGGCACCCUCGUGCGCAUAGCUUCUCUUCGAUCCUACAAGGGUCGUCUGUCCUACUUGCCUCCUUCUAUUAUCACCACAUCACCAGACGCCACACCUCCUCCCCCAAGGAGACCCCUCUCCCGCAGUAUCACAGAAGGCCUGGAUGGCUUCUGUCGAACGCCCAUCCAUCGCACCUGCUCCGACAUGGGCAUCAGCGAACAGAGGAGCCUGCGUAAGGGUGAGGUAGAGAGGGAGAAAGAGGAGAGGCAGAGGGAAAGGGAGAGAAGAAGGGAGAGGGCAAGGGGAGGAGGAACUGGCGUGGUGAGGGCGAGCAGCCUGGCAGAGGACCGAGAGAGGGAGGGGGAGGUGGAGAUGGAAGCAGAAGAGGACAGGGAGGGGACAUGUUCGGAGAGUUCAGAAUCCAUUGAAAGGGAAGACUGCAAUAUGGGAAGGGCAGAAAGGUUGGCGGGGAUCAAGGAUGAAAGGGAAGAUGAGGGAACGGUAGAGCAAGACUCCAGUGAGAUGGAGGAGGAGGACAGAGGGAAGGAUAGGGAAGGCAGUGGUGGUUCUGCAGAGGGGUUGCAUGCAAGAGAUCUGGGAGAGAGCUGUGGGGUGGACAUGGGGCGAGAGGCAGAUGAAGAGCCAGAGAGUUGUCUCACUUACCAAGAUAGCCUUCAGGAAGGCAGAAAGUCACUAAGAAAGAAUUCAGCCCCUUCCAGCCAGAUAGCCAGCGCUCUCUUCAACACGCCUCUCAGUCAGGAGGCAGACACAGAUUCUGGCACAUCAUACGGGGUAGAAGACAUGGAUCUGAAUGGAACCUACUACCAGAAAGAACCCUUCCAGGACGUUGCUCGUGAGCGAUCUCUCACCAUCUCUUCUCCAUUUCGUCACUCUCCCUUCUCUUACAAGCCCAAGACUAUGGACCAAAACCAGAACGCCUCCCGGCCGAGGCCCCUCUCUCUCCUCCAGCACUCCCACUCAAACUCCCUCCCCCCUAAACUCCCCUCCCUCUCCCUGUCUCUCUCCCCCACACCCCCAUCUUCCCCUUCAUGUGCCUCCCCACACUCUUCAUCCUACCUCGUCCCCCGACCCAACACCCCAAACUCCACCUCGCCCUCACCCUCUCUACGCACACCGUCCUCAUCUUUUAACUUUGACAUUGCCGAGCCAGCAGGACCCCUGAAGAACCGUCCUUUUGUCUCACUGCCUUUAAAUGUCCCUAGGGAUGACUUGUUACCCCCCCUCGACCAACCCCUUCCCACCAGAGACUGGGUCACCAUUGAAGGGGACUUUGUCCUAGUCCUGGCCCUGUAUCAGUCCCACCUCGGGGCUGAUCUUCAUGCUGCACCCCAGGCCAGGUUCGACGAUGGGCUGAUCCACCUGACCUUUGUGCGGGCGGGGAUCUCCAGAGCCACUCUACUGAGACUGUUCUUUGCCAUGGAAAGAGGAAACCACCACUCCGUCAGCUCGCCGUAUGUGAGCCAUAUCACCUGCAGGGCCUUCAGGCUGCAGCCUCUGUCCACGCGGGGGACACUCACUGUUGAUGGAGAACUGGUGCCCUAUGGGCCUCUUCAAGCGCAGGUUCAUCCUUCCAUGGCUCGUCUCAUCGUUGGCGACUCUGGAGUGAAGAUUACCAGAUUCUAAUCAGGGAUUGGUUGAGCCGAUCGACAGAUAAAGCACUCUACUGAGUUAUAUAAUUGCUGUUGUCAUCUAUACUCUGCGAGAGAGGGCGGAGUAUCUGAGAGACUUAAAAUAGCCUGGAUUGCAGAAACUGCUUUUCUAGGGUUUAAUGAAAGGGAUAUAACCCACCGAGCCACGCAUCAUUGGAGCACGACUGCAGGGAUUAAUAGCGAAUUUGAAAAUGGAUGAAAAAUGCGCCUCAUUGCACAGCUGUUGGAUUACGCUCAGCAUACCCUGAGAAGCAUGAAAACUGCACAGCCCGGGAUAGUAAGAGGGAAGAAGUAUCGAAUGUUUAUGGGAUUUGUUUUUGUGCAGACAGUGCAUGUGUUGGAUGUAUACAUAGUAGUAUGCAUGCAGAGAAGCACUACCUGAAUUUUGCCUUUUAAUGAGAUGGAAAGAAAUCAGAUUAAAUUCAGAGAAAGUUGUUCUUAAACAUGAAAUUCUAUAAAAAUACAUUGAGAUUCACUCGGGCCAACACCCCAUUAAAAUAGCCCCAACCGUCUAUCUUCAACCCCAAUGUCCAAAUGUUUGAGUAUAAAAACGUCCGUCCAUGAAGGGAAUGCCUUAUCUGACACUGGACAGUACAGCUGUACCUUCGCCCUUAUUUGCUCUUACAUAUAUAAGAUACCCAAAUAUUCUUAAUCUGUCCAGCUAUCAUAGUGUCCGUCCACUACGUCAAAGCAAAACUUAUAUACUAAGACAUACUGGUAGACCCACCUACCUACCUACUGUUAUCUUUGAGCACACUACUCUCCACUGCUUUAAGCAUCAGUGGAGAAAAAUGUGGAUAAAUGUACACUUCAAUGACCAUUUUGUUCAUGCAAGUGACUAAAACGUAGAGCAGCGAGAUCAAGCUUUUCAAGGUCAUUACUUUAGUAGGAGCAAUGGAGCCGUUGAACGGUGACCAUUACUGACAUUUUUGCAUAAUCUGCCUGUUUUUCUUAGCCAGUGGGUGCACGAUGGUGAUGUCAAUGAUAUCACACUUUGCAACUUAUUGAACAUGAAGAUGUCUGAACAAAGCAAGCUUCUUUGUCAGUGGUUUUAGACUUUUUAGACUUUCAAUAAAUGUAUCAGAAUCACACAGAUGUCAAGAAUAUAUCACUAUCUCUGAUCUUUGGAAGCGUAGAGGACAUUACAUGCCUCUGUUAAGUAGUAAAUAGUGCAUUUAUUUUGCACAAUAACUGGAGUUGAAGCUGCACAGAAAAUCACACUAGAAUGCAUAAUAACUUUUAAAUACAUCUACGCAGAAUCUGAUACAAUGCUUUGUUCUAGACAUGGAUGCACUAAUAAUAGCCUAGUCCAGAUACUAUGACAAAUGGAUCUCAUUACAUUCCUAGCCUUAAAUUAAUUAAAUGCCUCAAUUUGAACACUUUUGAAAGGUAGGACUGACUGAUCAUUUAGAAACUUUAAAAUCCUGCCGUAGAGACAAACAAGGGCGCAACACUAAAAUCCAGCUGCUCUGUGUUGUCACAUCAGACUUUUGAUCAACAGAUAAAUCAGAUGGAGGUAAAACAACUUUUACUGUGAGAAAUGAUCCGGCAGCAGAGCUGAUCUGUUGAAUGAAGUGAUAGAUUGGGUUUUAAAUUUUAAAUAUCUUGAUGAUGUGCUCCUUAGUGAAAUCAAACAGCAGAUCUUGGAGCCCGUACUAGGCAUUGUCAUGUUUUAUCAUUUGAUUUUUGUAAUGUUAUAAUAAAACCUGCUGAUACACUUGGUCUGGACAAGAGAUAAAUCAUUAGCAUGUGCAGUGUAUCAAUCAGUGAGAUUAUGCGCCGACUGCUUCAUCAACAUACUGUAUCACUUGGUCAUGCCUGGACAAAUCAAUGCCUUUGUAUAAUAAGCCUGUAAAUUCUGGCUGUUGAUCAUGAACUGUUGAAACCUGACUGCAGAAAAUAGAGUAAAACUCUUUGCUCACCAGACCUUUAUUUUUCUUCUUUUAUUUGUUUCCUUUGAGCACACAAUGCAGCUAGUCUACCACAACUACACUGUGCUUACACAGCUACAGAAUGUGAACACAACAUUUUGAGUCUAGGCUUGUAACAGUACCAAAUAGAAGAAUCUAUAUACACUUUGAAUGGAGUUUUUUGCCAAGAUGUUUAGUCUUGAUGUUUAAGAGACUAGUUUACCUUCCUAAACAUUUUGUCGUCUAUGGCAUAGCUCGGAUCAGGGUGUUAUAGACCAAUUUGAUAUGACAAUGUUGGGGUAUAACCCCCUCAAUUGAUAAUGCCAUUAAGAUGUCUGUAGUGGCCUGCCUGUAAUGAAAUUGUAAUUAUUACUAAAAUCAUAUGAAUAUAUGAAAUAUAUACAUACACAAUGUACAGUUGAUAGUUACAUAUGGUUUUGAAUAAAUGUAACUUGAUAAGUUUGUCUG
Sebastes umbrosus (honeycomb rockfish) is the source of this 6580-nucleotide messenger RNA. RefSeq names its product sphingosine kinase 2 (gene sphk2). The record is from RefSeq and is a predicted model, not a curated record. Lineage: Eukaryota; Metazoa; Chordata; Actinopteri; Perciformes; Sebastidae. The coding region runs from base 1492 to 4176 and encodes 894 amino acids. Gene Ontology annotation, cellular component: cytoplasm; intracellular membrane-bounded organelle; membrane. The transcript is spliced from 8 exons. Gene Ontology annotation, biological process: sphinganine-1-phosphate biosynthetic process; sphingosine biosynthetic process; positive regulation of apoptotic process.